GCCGGGUGGAGCGCGCUGGGCUGUACAGGGAGGUCCCGGGCCCCGGUCGUUUGUUGACGUACGCGACGCGCACGCCGCGGAGUCGCGUCCGGGACCAUCCGGGACACCUCGGCGGCGGCUGCCCCUGCAGCAGCACCUUCCCGCCGACGUGUGACUGCUUCCGGGGGCUGAUGGGCCGGGGACAUGACCUCCCCACGGCGGUGGACCACUGACCGAGGUCGACGGGGACGUCUCGGACGGCUAGGACGGCGCCGAGGGCUCCGCGGACCUUGCGGACGCGAUGGCGAUGCGUCGGGGCCACAUCGCCCCCAAGACCACCCUCAUCGAGACCAUCAUCCGGAAGUUCAACACGCACUGCCGUUCCUUUGUGGUGGCCAACGAGCGGGACUCCCCGUACGCGUUCCCGUUCCGGGAGAGGACCUUCAUCAUCUACUGCUCGGACGGCUUCUGCACCAUGUCGGGGUUCUCGCGCGGCGAGGUGGUGCAGCGCUCCGCCGUGUGCGACUUCCUGCACGGCCCGCUCACCUCGCCGUGCGCCGUGCUGUCCAUCCGGGAGGCCUUCAAGCACUACCUGGAGCAGCACUUCGAAGUCGUGUACUACAGAAAAGAUGGGACCAAAUUCCUGUGCUCAGAGACCAUCGCGCCGGUGAGGGUGGUGGAGGAGGACAUCAUGCUGUACAUCAUCAACUUCGACGAGCUGACGCCGGAGCCGCUGCCACUGCUCGCCACCGACCCGGUCCGCCUCAGUAGAUUUCAACGCGCCCGCCGGUCGUUCCGACUGUCGCUGCGCGGCCGCGGCUUUCGCUCGCUGCGCUUCAACUCCAUCCUCUCGCCGCCGGCGGAGGCGGCCGUGGCGGAGGAGGAGGGCGAGCAGAGGCUCAUCUCCUCGCCGGUGAGGGCCGUGGUGGCUCCGGCCACGGAGCCCGGCAGGGCUAGGGACCAGGCGACGGCGGAGCCCCAGGACCCCGCCAGGGACCCCACAAGCAACCCCGCCAGGGACGCGACCAAGGUCAAGGCGCGGUCCACGCCGCCGGAGACGGCGCGUGAGUCCGUCGCGGGGACCAGCGGACUGCAGGCGGCACAGGCCGACGGGGCGCCCUUCUUCUGGGAGGGCCUCUACGGCAUCCCGCCGCGGGUGGGCGCGCGCCCCCACUGCUCCGCCACGGGGCCCUACGACCCGCCGCACUACAUGACGCCGCCCGAGCCCAGCCUGCAGCGCGCGCCGCGCAACGUGCACCAGUCCGCCUCCAUGGACGCCAUCAGCCACAACAACCAGGCCGCCAGCGCGGCCAGCGCGCCCCGCGCCCGGGCGCCGCACGUCGGCAGGCCGCCGCCGCGGUCCGCGACCGCACAAGCACUGAGUGGGGCGGCCCCCUUCGCCGGCCUGGACCCAGCCUUCCAGGCUCCACCGCCUCUGCCCCGACCACAUACUAUAGAUAACAUUUGCGCAGCUCGUGCGGCUGCCAACGUCUUCCCCAACACUUCAUCCGAGUCUGACCUGCAAAAGUAUCGCGCCUCCUACUGGGACCAAUCUAGUCGGGAACGGAAGUCACCCUCGCUCAGCAACCUCGGCCACAAGUUCUCCAUACAGGACAAUGGAUCGGCCAAGUUCUUUCAAGGAGUGCUGCACACGUCCAACAUGGGGGAGAAGGUUGCUCAGGUGCUGUCGCUGGGCGCCGACGUGCUGCCCGAGUACAAGCUUCAGUCACCGCGCAUGCACAACUGGACGGUGCUGCACUACUCGCCCUUCAAGGCGGCCUGGGACUGGCUCAUCUUGAUCCUGGUGCUGUACACCGCCAUCUUCACGCCCUACGUGGCCGCCUUCCUGCUCAACGAGCCCGACUUCAACAGCCGCAAGAGAAGCAAAUACGGGGACGACCCCAUAGUCAUCAUCGACUUGAUUGUGGACGUGACCUUCAUAGUGGAUAUCCUCAUUAAUUUUCGAACGACGUACGUCAACAGAGCAGACGAGGUGGUCUCGCACCCUGCUAAGAUAGCGAUCCACUACUUCAAAGGCUGGUUUAUAAUUGACCUUGUGGCUGCCAUUCCAUUCGACUUGCUGCUCUUCGGCUCCGACACGGACGAGACCACCACCCUGAUAGGCUUGCUCAAGACGGCCCGGCUGCUGCGGCUUGUUCGAGUGGCGAGGAAGAUCGACCGCUACUCCGAGUAUGGCGCGGCCGUCCUCCUGCUGCUCAUGGCCUCGUUCGCCCUCUCGGCGCACUGGCUGGCCUGCAUCUGGUAUGCCAUUGGGACUGCCGAGCGCCCCAGGCUGCUGGCAAAAGUCGGCUGGCUGGAUGCUCUGGCCAACGAGACCCACCAGUUUUACGGCCCCAACAACACGGGCGGCCCUUCUAUCAAGUCGCGCUACAUCACGGCCCUCUACUUCACGUUCAGCAGUUUGACGUCGGUUGGCUUCGGCAACGUCGCACCGAACACGGAUGGAGAGAAGAUUUUCACUAUCUGUGUCAUGCUGGUGGGCUCCCUGAUGUACGCGAGCAUUUUCGGUAAUGUGAGUGCAAUCAUCCAGCGGCUCUACUCGGGGACGGCUCGCUACCACACGCAGAUGUUGCGAGUGCGAGAGUUCGUUCGUUUUCACCAAAUCCCCAACCCGCUCCGGCAACGGUUAGAGGAGUACUUCCAGCACGCGUGGGCGUACACCAACGGUAUUGACAUGAACAGUGUCUUAAAAGGCUUUCCCGAAUGCCUCCAGGCAGAUAUUUGCUUGCAUCUCAACAGAACACUGUUAGACAACUGUUCUGCUUUUGAGGGGGCGUCGCCUGGUUGUCUCCGGGCGCUGUCGCUCAAGUUCAAAACAACUCACGCUCCCCCCGGAGACACACUGGUCCAUCGGGGGGACGUCCUCACCAGCCUCCACUUCAUUUCCAGAGGGUCCAUUGAGAUUCUCAAAGACGAUGUUGUCAUGGCAAUUUUGGGGAAAAACGACAUUUUCGGCGAGAGUCCUUGCCAAUACGCCACGGUGGGCAAGUCCUCGUGCAACGUCCGGGCGCUGUCGUACUGCGACCUUCACAAGAUCCACCGGGACGACCUGCUGGACGUGCUCGAGCUGUACCCGGAGUUCUACCACGAGUUCGCCAGCAACCUGGAGAUCACUUUCAACAUGAGAGAUGAGGACCAACCCGGCGUGGACCCGCGGUUCCUCCGCCACCGAGCGUCCAGGUGCUCGUCUUCGGACGACCACGUGGACGGCGAGUCGACGGAGCUGCGGCGCGCGGCCCCGCGGGACAAGGCCCCGCGGAAGAGGAAGGCAACGGGGCAGGCCGCGGACGCCGCGAGACAAGGCGGCGACCCCGACGGCGGCGAAGGCGGCCCGGGCAGCGCCAAGAGGAAGGCCUCGGUGCCGCGGCAGGCCAGCGACGACACGUCCGCGUCGGAGUGCGAGAAGGUGGUGAAGCUGGACGUGCGGCAAGACGGGGGCAGCCGGGCGGCCCCGCAGGUGGCCGUGUUCAGACUGCAGCAGAGGCACGCCGACGGCGCGUCCGCCGACACCACCGCGGCGGACAGCUCGCCGACGCUGGCGCCCCAAGUGGCGGAGCUCAGCGCCAAGGUGGAGCGCCUAACCAAGCAUCUCCAGCGACUGGAGGAGAACAUGAGCAACGACGUUCGCCAGAUCCUCGCCCUCAUGCAGGCCAACUUCCAGUCGGCGUCUGCCACUGCGGCAACUGCUGCCAGUGCACACGCGGCGGAGCUAGCGGAGUCGAGAGAGGUAGCGGCCGACAGCUCGUUGCGGCACGCACACCCGGUUCAGCGCAGCUCAAGCCUUCCCCAGAACACAAGCUCAGGGACUAGCCCCCUCCCCCAAGCCAGCUUCUUGCCGCCAAAGUCAUCAGCAAGGCUGGCACAGCACCAGCUGAGACUCUUGCCGCCACCCAGGAGUCAGUCCAGCCCUCUUGAUCUCAUCCAGCAUUCCCCGUCGCCCAGUCGCCGCGAGCUGUCGCUGUCCUCGCAGUCCUCGCUGCCCGCCAGCUCCGUUCGGAUCGAUCUCAGUCCACAGCCAAUAGCACGGGACGCAUCCCUCCCUAGGGAGUCGUUCCCUGGGGAGCCCAUCCCUAGGGAGCCGUUCCCUAGGGAGUCCCUCCCCCCUCCCGAAUGCACUGUGCGGGGGGCACCCAUUGCCCGACUGGAGUCCCUGGAUGAACUGGACAAGGCCUCCACAUCUACCAAGUCGCGGACGCCGACGAGCUCUGCGUCAUCCUCCAGAGGCAACUUAGGAGCGAUGUCGUCGGAGGUGUAGAAGCGCAGUGGUGUGCAUGUGUGCAUGAACCUCUUUAAUCUGAAUGUGAUAUUAAUGUUGUGAUAGAACACCUCAAUGUGAAAUUUGGAAGAAUGUGAGAAUAGACGGAUAGUACGACGUGUUUUUUUGUUGGGUAAUGUUUGUAAGGGUUUGUUUUAUCUGUGUUAUAUCUUUAUUUGCUCAUGGAAUGUUGGUAUUCGUCGGUUCGUGACUGCCUAUCAUUGAAAAUUUUUGGGAUUUCACACGAGAUCUCACACGAUGCGAAAGGAACUUCGCUCCAAUUUAUCUUCUACGUAUUAAUCAUAUUUCUCCUUCUGUGUUACUAAGUGUUAUUAAGUAUUAUUAUUGGUGUAGUUCGCUACUGAAUUUAAAUGUUUUCACAAAGUGCAAUAUGAUAUCCAAACUUGUUUUCGUACACGUGUACUCUUCACCUUUCUAUUCGGUCAAUUCCAUUUGUUACCAUAAGCUUAGUUUAUUUAUUGUGUUCACUCAGCCCCCAAGAGAAUGAAAGCCGUCCGCAAAAGGAAUGUGCCGUGGAAAUUUAACUUGACCUGUUCAUUUAAAAAAUCAGCCAAAUACUCAGCCUGUCAACGUGUGUCAAAGUUUGUUCAUUUUUAAUUUCAUAAUCGUAAAAAUUGGUUUUCACUUAUUUAUCAUUUUAACGAGGCUGAAAAAUGAGACAACAGAAUCAAAUUUGAGCGUAUCAAAAGAGUAACUUACAUAGUGUUUUUUCUACACUGACUGUAUAAUUGCCUUUCAAGAAAAGAACCAAACUGUUUUUACUGUGCGUAUAUAUAAAAAUUCUUGGUGUGUAGUGGAAUAUGACUCGCCCCGAAAGAUAGAGGGUGUCCUCUUCUGGGUGAUUAGUAGUGCACAAACUGUCGUGUCUGCCUGUAGGAGUUACCGUCGACCUGUCUUCUAACAGCGCAUAGCUGCUGAUCGGAGUCUUGGACUUCACAUACCGCUUUUAAUUAGCCGGAAUUUAUUUUACACCCGAGGUCACGUGUAUAAUUAUUUCCUUUCAUUGGAACGAAGAAAAUAUUUGCAUAUUCUAAUUUUCUUUUGUCAAAAAGUAACUUGGAACAGAAAUUGAAGAAAUUUGAGGAACGAUUUGAAGGGAUAGUUUGCCGGACGACGGAAGUGUAGCGACACCGUAACAUUUACAUUCCAUGCAUUAAUGUUAAAAAAAAAACAUUCAUGAUUUAUUUUUUUCGGCAUUGAAUAUGAAGAAGAGAAACAUUUUUGCUUUGCUUGGACGAGCCACAGAGGCCACAGGGUACGAGUUUCAAACUAAAAUAUUUGCCUUUUGCUCAAAGUGGUGGGUGCAUAAGUUGCGAGUCACCAAUUCAAUGUAUGUGUAUAUCAACCGGAAUGGUUCUUAAACUUCUUUUGUGUUCCUGAUUCAUACUGUAAAAGGAGUAUGCGUUUUGAAAUUUAUCCUCUGUGUUUUUAUCUUUGGCGUCGUCCAUUGAUAAGUGAAAAAGACUGCAUAGGAUUAACGUGAGAGAUUAUAAAAGACCAUGCUGGCAUAGGUCAUCUAUAGACUAAUGAUUAAAUGAACCUGGUAUCCGACUCUGCAAUAAGACGAACCAUUUAAAUGAAGUGGUUCUCAAGGGUAAUUCUUAAAACCGCUAGGAAGGGGGUUCUUUGAAGUGAUUUGCCAACUGUGUGGUUGGAACCUCUGCGCCCCCUCCCCCGUCCCUCCCAUGAUAUUUCGCGCUUUCAUCUAAGUAAUCGAGUCGUGUGAAAAGUAGUACUUUUGCUUUCAAACUACCAGUAAUUAUGUCAGUGUGUUAAUUUCAUCGUUAGGUCGUUUUCUGAAUGUUCGUGAAGAACUGGCUGUUUCUGCUAGAAAGAAAAAAGUAGUAUGCGUUAUCCAAGGGGGGCUGACUCCUAUAAUACUUCGUACACAGACCUAUAAUACUUGUAUAAUACCUAUAAUACUAUAAUCCAUAAUACCAAAAAAUGCCGCACAUUUAGUGCAGUUUCGGGUUCAAAAUGAGAAAGUUUUGUAAAAUUGUGGUGAACAGGCGUUCAGCGAUUUUUAGACGGAUCGUUAGAGUAAGGAAAUGGCGCUAAGGCUGAUGACAAGGUGCUGAGGCUCUUAAAGAUGCGCGGUAGUAUUUUGAGGCUCAGGAGCGCAAGCCGGAAUCCUUGUUUUCAACUAACUUGCGUAUUUCGGAAACCUUUGGUACACGGAAAACCACUUAAAACGACACAAUUAUCUAAAUAAAAUGUUCGGAAUAAUACCUAUAAUACUCUAUAAUACCUAUAAUAUAUAAUACUUCGUACACGGUUCGGGAGAGUCAGCCCCCCUUGGCGUUAUCUACGCAAAACGGUGUAGAAUUUUGAUGAGUUUUCGAAUUUUUAAAUAUCGUUGGCACGUAUCCAUACUGAGAAAGGAUUCCAUUUUAGCAUGUAGGAGGACGCGAUGUGACAGUGGUGCGUCUAUAUGUAGCAAGGCUGUGUAAUGAUUUGAUAGGUUUUCCAGAUAAUAGAAUGUAUUAAGCCUUUAAACGAGAUACUUAAGGUUCGCAGUUCCAUUAAAGUCAUCUCAAUUGCACAAAUUAUCUAGUAUUGGCAGACAAAAGCGUAUCUUCUUUUUGCGCAGCGAACUUUUUUUGUACGUCUUUGUCAGAGGUCUAAGAUUUUUGAUGUUUAGGUCUUUUAUUUCAUCAAAAUAAACCCUAUGGACAAAACUCCGACAAAGCUCAUUACAAAUUAUGGAAGGCCAAGACGUUUUCCGACGCUGUAUUUUUUAAAAGUCAUGGACUGUUGCAAGUGCAAGUGGAAGACUUUCCUGUAGCGCGUAAGGGGUCUUUUACAUACCAAUGGAAAAAUGAUUCGCAAUUUAAUUGCCCCCUCCCUUUUUCCACUAAAUUGACGUCCCAGACGUCACUACUUCAUACUUUUUUACGAAAACAGUUGACGUGGUAUGUGACGGGCCCCUACUCCUAAACUAUACGAGAAACAAGUCAGUUGCCUCUGUUUUUUUUAAAUCCUGUUUCAUAUUUGUACUUGUUCAAUACUGUAUUUUUAUUUGACGCCGCGGGCAUCUUUGUUGUAAAUAUACUUAGACAUUUCAAUUGAAAUGGGUUCUUAGUUCGUCUGAACGCAAUAAAUAUCCGAUUCUCAA
This is a messenger RNA of Thrips palmi, 7391 nucleotides long. RefSeq names its product potassium voltage-gated channel subfamily H member 6 (gene sei). The record is from RefSeq and is a predicted model, not a curated record. Gene Ontology annotation, molecular function: inward rectifier potassium channel activity. Gene Ontology annotation, cellular component: membrane. The transcript has 26 exons. Lineage: Eukaryota; Metazoa; Arthropoda; Insecta; Thysanoptera; Thripidae. Gene Ontology annotation, biological process: potassium ion transmembrane transport; membrane repolarization during action potential. Bases 281 to 4255 code for a protein of 1324 amino acids.